AUGGUGAAGAUGGUGAAGAUGGUGAAGAUGGUGAAGAUGGUGAAGAUGGUGAAGAUGGUUGAAGAUGGUGAAGAUGGUGAUGAUGGUGAUGAUGGUGAUGAUGGUGAUGACGGUGAUGAUGAUAAUGAUGAUAAUGGGUUGCUAGGUACCUGUAUCUCUGGAGCACAGGCCGAUGUCGAAGUGCCAAGGCGCCAUUUCAAAGUCAAUACAACACAACGAUUGUACCUAGAUACUCGUAGAUAG
Botrytis sinoallii is the source of this 243-nucleotide messenger RNA. RefSeq lists its product as uncharacterized. NCBI's taxonomy places the organism in Eukaryota, Fungi, Ascomycota, Leotiomycetes, Helotiales, Sclerotiniaceae. The transcript has a single exon. The record is from RefSeq and is a predicted model, not a curated record. The coding region runs from base 1 to 243 and encodes 80 amino acids.